Molecule: messenger RNA, 2548 nt
Organism: Cryptomeria japonica (Japanese cedar)
Lineage: Eukaryota; Viridiplantae; Streptophyta; Pinopsida; Cupressales; Cupressaceae
Product: LRR receptor-like serine/threonine-protein kinase FEI 1
Exons: 14
Coding region: 380-2275 (631 amino acids)
Biological process (GO): protein phosphorylation
Molecular function (GO): protein binding; ATP binding; protein kinase activity
Source: RefSeq, a predicted model, not a curated record
GCUCUGUACUUGUCGGGACAUAGUCCAAGUUGUGUUAGGUUUUUAUGCGCAAUUUAGUGUCGGAAAAUCGCGUAGUAAAGUGGUGAUGUGGCCACAGGACGCUAGUGAUAUAUACACACGGAUAUCCCCUAAUGCGGGUAUAUACACACUCACUGACACACAGUAUGCAGUAUACACAUAAUCUGACAACCCCACAAAUGCAAUAUCGAAGGCAGGGAUACAGGGGAGGAAGGCUUUAAUGCUUUCUUCAUUUAAAUUUCGAGGUGAGCUGUCAUUUUGCUUUUCUUCUCUGCGCCUCGGGAGGUCUGGGGUUCGAUUCCGGUUGAUGCCCGGAGCUGGCCAAAUUGCCGCGGUUUUACACUCGGCAUGCUAGUCUCCAAUGUUUGAACUGAGAACGGCCUCUCUUGGUAGCAGUGAUGGAAUUUAUAUCAUAGCGAAUACAAUUUUUCAAUGGACAUCUGUGCUAAUGACAGCUUCACAGUUGAUAAUUAUCUUUGUUCUGAUGUGCUUGGCUUUUACAAGCUGUAGCAAUGCCAUAAAUCUGGAUGGUGAAGUUUUACUUGCUUUCAAGUCACAAGUCAUUGAUUCUGAUGGUGUUCUUGUCAAAUGGAAGAAAGAGGAUCUGGACCCUUGCGGUUGGAGCGGUGUUACUUGUGAUUCUCGAACCAGGCGGGUUAUUCACUUGAAUCUUCCCUAUCUCAAACUUAAGGGGUCUAUAUCGUCAGACAUUGGCAAGCUGAGUCACUUACGAAGAUUAGCAUUGCAUGACAACAAUUUUUUUGGUGACAUUCCUUCAACCUUGGGAAAUUGCACACAGUUGAGAGCUUUAUACCUUCAGGAUAACUUUCUGAGUGGAUUAAUUCCUCCCGAGUUUGGAAAGCUUUCAGAGCUAAAAAUCUUAGAUAUAUCUAGUAAUACGCUUCAUGGUCCAAUUCCUGCCUCGCUUGCAAAACUCACAAAACUUUCAACAUUCAAUGUUUCAACUAAUUUCUUGGCUGGUCCAAUACCAUCUGGAGGUCCAUUCAACACAUUCUCCUCGAAUUCAUUCGUUGGUAAUCUUGGGCUGUGUGGUAAACAAGUCAAUGCAAUAUGCAAAAGUGAUCUUGAUGGACUUGUUCCAAGUUCUGAACCACCAGUUCCUGGAGCAUCUGGGGCACCAAAGCAAGGGCAUUUUCCAAGUUCAAAGAAGAACGGUAGAUACUCAACUAAGGUGCUUAUAAGUGCUGUUGCAACUGUGGGAGUUUCACUUCUUGUAGCUCUUAUGUGCUUUUGGGGUUGUUAUCUAUACCACAAGUUUUGUAAAGUGCGCAAGAGACCAGCAUUGAAUGUUGAUGAAGGCACAUCUGUGGUCAUGUUCCAUGGAGAUUUGCCUUACUCUUCAAAAGACAUUCUUAGAAAAAUAGAAACUUUAGAUGAUGAGAAUAUCAUAGGUUCUGGAGGAUUUGGAACUGUUUACAAACUAGUCAUGGACGAUGGCAAUGCCUUUGCCUUGAAGAGAAUUGAAAAAACCACAUUAGGCUCUGAUCGGAUUUUUGAGAGGGAACUUGAAAUCCUAGGGAGUGUCAAGCAUCGACAUUUGGUGAAUCUGCGGGGAUAUUGUAAUGCUCCUUCAGCAAAGCUACUAAUAUAUGACUUUCUACCAGGUGGAAAUUUGGAUGAAGUUCUUCAUGAUAGUUCUCAGGAUAGACCUCUUGACUGGGAUGCUCGAGUGAAAAUUGCAAUUGGAGCAGCAAAAGGUCUAGCAUAUCUGCAUCAUGACUGCUCUCCUCGUAUUAUUCACCGUGAUAUCAAAUCUAGCAACAUACUACUUGAUAGAAACUUAGAGUCACAUGUAUCUGAUUUUGGGCUUGCAAAAUUACUGGAGGAUCAAGAGUCACAUAUCACAACUAUUGUAGCCGGGACAUUUGGCUAUUUGGCACCAGAGUACAUGCACAGUGGAAGAGCAACUGAAAAGGCUGAUGUGUAUAGCUUUGGAGUUCUUCUCCUUGAACUUUUGAGUGGGAAGCGACCAACCGAUUCAGCAUUCAUAGAAAAAGGGCUAAAUGUUGUUGGAUGGUUGAACAUACUGGUCAAGGAGAACAGACAAAGGGACCUGAUUGAUCCUCGAUGUGGGGGAGUACAAUCAGAGAGUUUUGAAGCAAUGCUUCAAGUUGCUAUCCAGUGUGUUUCUGCCAGUCCUGAGAAUCGCCCUACAAUGCAUAGGGCACUACAGAUACUAGAAUCUGAAGUUAUGAGUCCCUGUCCAAGUGAUUUCUACGAUUCAAAUUCAGAAUGAUUGAACCUCAUCUUGUCCGACCAAACAGCAAAGGCUCCUCGGAGAUGAUAAAAUGUAUCAUCAUGAGAUGCAAGAGGGUUAGAUAGGACGAGGCAGCAAAACUUUCAAUGCAUUCUUUUAUUCUUUUAUUCUUUGUAGAUUGUAUAAUAUUAUAACUUUAAAAUAAGUGGUGCAAACAAGAUAUCAAGCACAUAAAACAUGUUCUUGGAAUAUUAUUAUUUGUAGAUAAAAAGUCCUGCAAUUAUUAUGUUAAAGCAUUCCAAUGUUCUCACA